UCUCGCGAGAUCCCACGAGCUCCACUUUCUUCUCGUCCAGCAUGGCCGCGCUGUAUGAGGGCUACACGUUGUGCGGACUUGUUCCAGCUCAAACUCUGUCAAACUCAGGCAUUCAGGGGGUCGAAACGGAGAGAGACAGCGACCAUGUCGUCGUCACCGACUCGACCAGAUCUGUCACGUUGUACAAGGUUUCAGACCAGAAGCCGCUGAGCAGCUGGACAGUGAAACAAGGACAGACCCUGACCUGUUCAGCUGUCUACAACACACAAACCAAAGAAUAUGUGGCAGUCACCGACGGCAAGGUGAUCAGAGUUUGGAAGGAAGAAGACAUAAUCUUAGAUAAAACCUUCAAAGCAACUGUGUCAUCAGAUGUCUGGAGGGUCCACUGUGUACCUGGAGGGCAGCCUGUGGUUUUGUUCCAGAGAGGAGCUGUGAGACUCUUGGACUCUCUCCUUUCUGCUCCUCAGCAGUCAAUAGAGGAAGUCCUGGCUCAAGAAGAGACCAUUAGGUGGAGCACCAACAUAGCGGCAGAGUCACAACAGUUUGUCAUCUUCACAACUGAACAGAAAGGAGAGAAUUUCCUCUACCUGCAGAGACUGAAUCCCAACACCCUACAGAGGUACCGACUGGAGAGAGAGGAGCCCGGUCUUUCUCCGCUCAGCUUCUCUGCCUCCUACAGGGACAAACACAUCCAGCUGCUUUACCUCUACCCUAAUGGUCAUGUUUACCAGAGUGUAGUAUCUCUACGGAGCCCAGGGACUGAUGAUGGGGCCCAAGCGCUUCCGCUGCCUCGUAACCUGCUGUUGGGUCUUGCUGUCGGUGAAGGUCUGCUGGAGGCAGCAUCAGCCUUGGUCCUGGAUGAAGCCCAUGUAGCUGUUGUCGGGGUUCCACACCCCUCUGCUGGAGUUGGUAAAGACUUCCUCUGCAUCUGGAAUACCAAUUUCCAGACACUUCAGGCAGGAAAAGAGAUGGCGGGUAAAAUCUACGGACAGCUCUGGACUUAUUCCAACAAGUUAUUCAUUCCACAUGGGAAAACCCUCUCUGUUAUUCCAUAUGAGUGUCCCAAAUCUUCCCUGGCCGCUGCUCUUGGAAAACUAAGACAGGCUAAGACUGAAGAGUCCAAAGCUCUGGCGUCUGUGCCAUCUUGGAAUAACAUUCUGCAUGGAGACAAAGCUCAACCCUCGAGAACAGUGGAGACCAGAAAGACGAGAACAACCCGUAAGAGCCAAUCAGCACCUAGUUUAACAAUCGAUCAAGUUCUGGAGCUCAUUAAGGAGGCACCAGCUGAAGAGGUCCAUAAAGAGGUGGAGGGGCUCAUCUCCAGGGCAGACAUACAGGACUUGCAGCCCUCAGUGGGGCAGCUAGCAUCAACCCUUGUGUCCCGGAGCCUGGCUGAUCAAGCCUUCUACACCCCGAGCAUCCUGGCACAGCUAGUGCACACCCAGUCCCUCUCCCACAGUGUUUGUCCUGACCUUGUGCUCCUGGCCCUGGAGAGGAAGGAUUACUUUCUGUGUCAACUCUGCUUGCAAUUCUUCCCCGACAUCCCAGAAGCUGUUACCUGUGCUUGUCUCAAAGCCUUUAUCAGUAUGCCAGACGUCGAUGCAGAGAAAGCGAGCCUGGAGCCUGAGAGUGUUGCCUUCAUGGAAACCCUGAUCGCUAGGGAACAUGGCCAGGGUGGCUUGCAGAACGGUUUCAGCCCUACCUCCUGUGGCGGGGACGCCCUCAGUGGAGGUGGCACUGUCAUUAAAACCAGAGCAGAAGACGAGGAGAAGCUCUCAACUCCUCCAGAGCAAAUCUGUCCAGUGGGAUUACAUAAGGCUGUUCUACUAAAUGAGGUCUUGCGGACGGCGUACAGUGACACUUUCCUCCUCCCACACCUAAAAGAUCUUUGCUCUCAACAUGUUGUUCUCUUCCUCCAGUACCUGCAGUUCCUUUACCAAAAGUUUUCCCAAGAUACUUACCCACACAGGCACGGCCAGAGAUCACCGAGUCUGACUCAGAUCAUGGAUUGGGUAUGCUUGCUCUUGGAUGCCAAUUUCACAGUGCUAGUCAUGACUCCAGAGGCCAAAAGCUUACUGCUGAACCUACACAGCUUUGUUAAAUCCCAGGUGAGACUUGUUUCUGAGCUUGGGAAGAUCGAGGGCAGCCUCCAAGAACUCAAUAAGAUGAAAGUGAAUAAGGAUGUCGGACAAUACUCCAUCGAAGUCAUUGAGCUGUUUUAGAACAAUGUGUAUACUUUUAAUAAAUCAUUGAGCAUAUUGUCCUCUUACGUUUUACCUGUAGUGGUUUCAAGGUUGUAUACUUCUUACAAAUGGUAUAAUAUUCAAUGUGUUUUGGCACAGAUGCUAGCCAUCAGAGUUUUACUGUAUAUGAAACAAAGGUAAUUUAGCCUUUAAACCAUGUUUUAAACUUAUUAAGCUCAUGGUCUUUGACCAGGUGAUAUGGUUUGCAUCAAUUCUGUCUGUUCAAAUGCCAAACUGAUUAAUAAUGGGUUUGUAAUAUGCAUGCAAAAGCUGGCUAAUACAACAAUAAGGCAGUAGUUUGUAAAGUUCAUAAAGGGACUCUGCUUUUGAACAUUUAACCAUGAGAGUGAAUGGCUGUUUUUCUUUUUUUGUAUGUGUCCUAACACAACUGAAUAUUUGUGAAUCCGUCAGCUGUGACUUUGUACAAGGUAUUCUGCAGGAAAUCCUUUUAUUUUGAAUACAAAUAUAUAACGAUGAGAAAACUUUGA
This is a messenger RNA of Larimichthys crocea (large yellow croaker), 2731 nucleotides long. It is a transcript of the gene nol11, whose product is annotated as nucleolar protein 11. NCBI's taxonomy places the organism in Eukaryota, Metazoa, Chordata, Actinopteri, Sciaenidae. The transcript is spliced from 18 exons. Gene Ontology annotation, cellular component: nucleolus; nucleus. Gene Ontology annotation, biological process: maturation of SSU-rRNA. The record is from RefSeq and is a predicted model, not a curated record. Gene Ontology annotation, molecular function: protein binding; RNA binding. Bases 42 to 2222 code for a protein of 726 amino acids.